CAGAGCACAACCACAAAAUUAACUUCAUCUUCAUCUUUCUCUUCGCUUAAGAAUGGUGAGCUCGACGCCAUUGUCGUCUUCUUUCUUACCUGUUCCUGGGAAAUUGUCUGCUCAUGGCCAUCGUCCGAGCCAAACAACUAUCUGCUUCUCUCAGAAACAGUCGUCUCUCCGUGUUCGCGCCGUAAAACUCCCUGAAGGGAUGAUAGUGCCAAAAAAGGAACCAGAAUUCAAGCCAGCGUUUCUGGGAUUCACAUAUACAGCUGAAAUAUGGAACUCUAGAGCUUGUAUGAUCGGUCUCAUCGGAUCCUACAUUGUUGAGCUGAUUCUGAACAAAGGAAUACUUGAGUUGAUUGGUGUUGAAAUUGGGAAAGGGCUUGAUCUUCCUCUCUAAUUUUAUUCUUCUUCUUUCAAAUCUGGUCACAAGAAUCUUUGCAAUACUCUUUUGGCUUAUCUCUCAUAUUCUCAUGUAAACAAAGAACUUACAAGCUAUAAUUCUCCAUUAUAUAAAAUAAACAGUUAAACACA
This is a messenger RNA of Camelina sativa (false flax), 525 nucleotides long. Its product is annotated as light-harvesting complex-like protein OHP1, chloroplastic. Lineage: Eukaryota; Viridiplantae; Streptophyta; Magnoliopsida; Brassicales; Brassicaceae. The record is from RefSeq and is a predicted model, not a curated record.